Cajanus cajan (pigeon pea) is the source of this 1790-nucleotide messenger RNA. The record is from RefSeq and is a predicted model, not a curated record. NCBI's taxonomy places the organism in Eukaryota, Viridiplantae, Streptophyta, Magnoliopsida, Fabales, Fabaceae.
UGACGAUAAAUAAUUUUUAUUUAUAUGAAAAUAAAAAGAGAAAUUAUUCUGAGAGUUUUUAAAAACAGGUUACGUAACAUGCGAACAUAGCAUGUCCUCUUUGCAACCAGUGUUCCAUGGCACUCUUCCGAUCAUCCAAACGAUUCACCAUCCCCAAUCACCUUCUCCUCACAAAAUCCCUUCCACCUUCGCCAAGUUCUAAUUUUGACCACCAUGACUCCAUACCCACAACCCAAAUCCCCUAUGGGCUUCCAAAAACCCACACAUUCUCCUCUCACACGGCCCACCCCCGGCCCACCCCCGACGCCGAAACAAUCUGCAGAAUCUUAUCCACCACCCGCGGUUCCACCGUCGACGCCUCCCUCGCCGCCGUGCCGGCGAAGCCCUCGCCGGAGCUCGUCCUCGAAGUCCUGAACAAACUCAGCAACGCCGGCGUUCUCGCGCUUUCGUUCUUCCGUUGGGCCGAGAAGCAGAGAGAGUUCAAACACACCACCGAAAUCUUCCACUCUCUGAUCGAAUCUCUGGGUAAGAUCAGACAGUUCAAAAUGAUUUGGACUCUGGUGAACGACAUGAACCGCCGAAAGUUGCUUUCUUCGGACACUUUCGCUCUCGUCGCUCGGCGGUACGCGAGAGCAGAGAAGGUCAAGGAAGCGGUUGAGACAUUUGAGAAGAUGGAGCACUACGGUUUGAAGCCGCACGUGUCGGAUUUCAACAGAUUGAUCGAUGUGUUGUGUAAAUCCAAGUGUGUUGAGAAGGCACACGAGGUGUUUGAUAGAAUGCGGCACUUAGGGUUGCACCCUGAUAUUAAGACCUACACCAUUUUGCUAGAAGGGUGGAGUCAGCAGCAGAAUUUGAUGAGAGUCAAUGAGGUGUGUAGGGAGAUGGAGAAUGAAGGCUUUCACCUUGAUGUUGUUGCUUAUGGGAUAAUCAUCAAUGCGUAUUGUAAGGCCAAGAAAUUUGAUGAGGCUAUUGGGUUGUACCAUGAGAUGAAAGCCAAGAGUGUGAGGCCUAGUCCCCAUGUAUUUUGCACUUUGAUUAAUGGUUUGGGUUCUGAUAAGAGAUUGAAUGAAGCUCUUGAGUUUUUUGAGGUGUCAAAGGCUAGUGGCUUUGCACCUGAGGCUCCAACUUAUAAUGCUGUUGUUGGGGCUUAUUGCUGGUCUUUGCGGAUGGAUGAUGCAUAUAGGAUGGUUGGUGAGAUGAAAAAAUGUGGGAUUGGUCCGAACUCUCGGACGUGUGAUAUUAUACUUCAUCACCUGAUAAAGGGUCGUAGGAUUGAAGAAGCUUGCUCGUUUUUUCGGCGGAUGAGCGGCGAGUUUGCUUGUGAGCCGAGUGUGAGCACGUAUGAGAUCAUGGUGAGGAUGUUUUGUAAUGAAGAGAGGUUGGAUAUGGCGAUGGAGGUUUGGGAUGAGAUGAAGGGGAAGGGAAUUCUUCCUGGAAGGCAUAUGUUCUCCACGUUGGUAUGUGCUUUGUGCCAUGAGAAUAAGUUGGAUGAAGCGUGCAAGUACUUUCAAGAAAUGUUGGAUUUGGGCAAUAGACCUCCUGCUAAAAUGUUUAGUACCUUGAAGGAAGCUUUGGUUGAUGCUAGGAUGGAGAAUACUGCCAUGUAUUUCGCUUUGCAAAUUGAUAAACUCAGGAAAACUCCAUUAGUUGCUUGACACAAAUGGUGUGAAAUUUUUAUGUGAUCGUGCAAAAUUUCGUGUCUACCUCUAUCUAUCUUGGUUGAAGUUCAGAGGAGUUGGAUAUAAAGGUUUUACAUGACAAUUUAGUAUGUGAAAUUUCUGUUCAUGUCA